AUGUGGUUCGGACAAGUGCCUGCUGUAACAAAGAUUUUCACCGGGGACUCACCGGGGGGAGACAAGCUCGGCAGAACUUGUCUCCUGCCCUCUUGCGACAUUCCCGCACCAUUGAGUCUGACACAGUGUCAUUGCCAUUUUGGGCGGAGACGAGCGGCCACCCUGGCGAAACAACUAGAAAGUUUCCGGCCGAGUGACGGCACGGACGAGGAGGGGGCGGAGGAGGAGGCCCCCAGCGAGCUCAACACUCGCAACUAUGGCGGGUUUCUGGAGGUUGGGAAAGACAAGCUGAGUGUGCGGUACACGGGGCAUGGACAGCACGGGCAUGACGUGGGGUCAAUACAGGCCAACCGGCCUGUGCCUCGAGAGAGGCUGCUGUACUACUUUGAGCUGACGGUGCGGGACCGGGGGGACAGGAACUGCAUUGCAAUUGGCUUCACAGACGAGAAUUUCAAGCACAGCCGCCAGCCAGGCUGGGAGGCUGGCAGCUAUGGCUACCAUGGAGAUGACGGCAAGGCCUAUCAUGCCUCAGGCAGAGGGGACGCUUAUGGGCCGACGUUCACAACAGGGGAUGUGGUUGGGGCGGGGGUCAACCAUGCCACCCAGGAGAUCUUCUUUACGAAGAACGGGAAGCAUCUGGGCGUCGCGUUUGCGGACGUGAGGGAGAUCCUGUAUCCCACAGUGGGACUCCAUAGCAAAAACGAAAGGGUGGAGGUCAACUUCGGAAAGCGGCCUUUCAAGUUUGAUCUUGAGGCUUUGGUCCAAGAGGAGAGGGAACGACGACAGCGUGCAGUAGAGCUCGUAGAGAUGCCGUCGAGUAUCAGCCACAGCAUCGUUCGCGGCUACCUGUUACAUUACGGCUACCAGGACACCUUGAACGCGUUUGACGGCUCCGAGGGGGUCCACUCGGCGCCCGGCAGCAGCCAGAACGGCAACGGGCACUUGGCCCAUAAAGACAUAGGCUGGUUCGCGCUAGACGAAAGAAAGCAGCUGCGGCAGCUCAUAGGGGAAGGGAAGAUCGACGGCGCAUUGCAGGCGCUCUCCAUGUGGUAUCCAAGUAUCUUGCAGGAUAGCCGGACAAACGUGGCCUUCCUCUUGAAUUGCCAAAAGUUUGUAGAGUAUAUAAAGCUAUCUCAGUUGGACGAGGCCGUCAAACACGCGCGCGGAGUCCUCUCCACUUUCCGGGGCUACAGCGCGUUGCAGGAUGCGCAUCUGGAGGACGUGCUCGCGCUGCUCGCGUACGAGGACCCCUCCUCGUCUCCGGUUGCGUACCUCCUUUCGCACAGCCAGCGGGAAGUUGUCGCCGACACCCUCAGCGCCUCCGUCUUAGCCCUCGCCUCCCCAACGAGCCGGCCACCCCAGUCCGCGCUCGAGCUGCUCUUACGGCAGCUCACGGCGUGCCACACCGAGCGGCGGCUAGUAGACGGCGGCCAGGGGGAGGUGUUCCGACUGACUCGGCUGCUGAACGGCGGGUGACGGAACCGCGCCUUUUAGUUACUCUUGUAAUAUUGUGUACAGAUUGGUGGAGUUUAGCGGUAGUUAGUGGAGGUCGGACAGGUGUAAGGAUAAGUUGGUUGAGGUCUGCAGCUUGGCGUGUGGCGGGUGCCAACGCCUGACAUUCAAACUGCAUCUCUAAGUCCAUCACAUGGCAUGUCUAGUCGUUCUCGUGCUCAGGGUUGGCUUUUCGCGAAUACUCAUGGUUGUAGAGGUGAUAAGUUGAACCCAUGAUGUUGAUGACAAGAGCAAACUUGAAACCCUCUCAAUCAAUCGCAUCGCCAGG
Klebsormidium nitens is the source of this 1780-nucleotide messenger RNA. NCBI's taxonomy places the organism in Eukaryota, Viridiplantae, Streptophyta, Klebsormidiophyceae, Klebsormidiales, Klebsormidiaceae. The record is from the annotation of a GenBank genome assembly.